AUGUCUGGCCUUCGCAUUCUCGUCCCUGUGAAAAGGGUAAUUGACUAUGCGGUCAAACCCCGAGUCAACAAAGCCCAAACGGCGGUCGAAACCGCGGGCGUAAAACAUAGCAUGAACCCCUUCGACGAGCUCUCCAUCGAGGAAUCCGUCCGCAUCCGCGAGCGCAAAUCCCACCCCCAAGGCGUUGCCGACAUCAUCGCCUUCACAGCAGGGCCGCCUAAAUCUGCGGAUAUCCUCCGCACAGCCAUGGCCAUGGGCGCAGACCGCUCAAUCCAUGUGGAGACCAAAGAUGGCGAGGAAAUCGAACCUCUCGGGAUAGCGAAGCUGCUGAAAGCCGUGGUCGAGAAGGAGAAGAUUGAUCUGGUUGUGUUGGGUAAACAGAGCAUUGAUGAUGAUUCAGGGCAGACUGGACAGAUGCUCGCUGGACUUUUGGGAUGGUCGCAAGCCACGCAGGCCAGCAAGGUUAGCUUUGAGGGGGAUAAGGGUGUUAUUGUUGAUGGGGAGGUCGAUGGGGGCGUGCAGAAGGUAAAGGGAACGCUUCCGAUGAUUAUCACGACGGAUCUGAGGCUCAAUGAGCCGCGGUAUGCGAGUCUCCCGAAUAUUAUGAAGGCGAAGAAGAAGAAGAUUGAGAAGAUUACCGCGGCGGACUUGGGGGUUGAUGUGAGAAGUCGGCUGAAGACACUGAAGGUCACCGAACCUGCACCAAGACAAGGAGGCGGUAAGGUUGCGGAUGUUGAUGGUAUGAUCUCGAAAUUAAAGGAGCUGGGUGCAUUAUAG
Venustampulla echinocandica is the source of this 777-nucleotide messenger RNA. RefSeq names its product Adenine nucleotide alpha hydrolases-like protein. Gene Ontology annotation, molecular function: electron transfer activity. The record is from RefSeq and is a predicted model, not a curated record. NCBI's taxonomy places the organism in Eukaryota, Fungi, Ascomycota, Leotiomycetes, Helotiales, Pleuroascaceae. The transcript is spliced from 3 exons. The coding region runs from base 1 to 777 and encodes 258 amino acids. Gene Ontology annotation, cellular component: cytosol.